CUAGCAUUCCGACGAUGGAGUCGACCAUCGUUAGGCCUUUGCAGUAGGGAGUUGUUUGGCGGACCUCGCAAGUUUUUCUUUACUUUAUAAUUUUUGUUUCUCUAAAGAAGGGCACAUUCUUCGUUUUUAUCAUCGCUUGCCUCGUUGUUAUCUCAGUGUGUCGACGGACUAUACAAGCAAAGUGUUUUGGACGUGUUACACAACUAGGGAGGCAAAGAAGGAAGGAAGGCAUCGGUGAGUCGGACUGACCACGACUGAGCUUAUGAUGCCGACGUUGCGGGACAGCACCAUGUCCCACCCCGGCGAGAAUUCCCAUCAAGUCCGGGUGAAAGCGUACUACAAAGGGGACAUCAUGAUCACUCAUUUUGAGCCGUCCAUCUCAUUCGAGGGUCUCUACGGGGAGGUGAGGGACAUGUGCUCCAUGGACAAUGACCAACUCUUCACCAUGAAGUGGAUCGACGAGGAAGGUGACCCCUGCACCGUGUCGUCGCAGCUGGAGUUGGAGGAAGCUCUGCGUCUCUACGAGCUCAACAAAGACUCGGAGCUCAUUAUCCACGUGUUCCCAUGUAUACCAGAGAAACCUGGCAUGCCCUGUCCGGGAGAAGACAAAUCAAUAUAUCGGCGAGGAGCCCGGCGCUGGAGGAAGCUUUACUAUGCUGGUGGUCACACCUUUCAGGCCAAGCGAUUUAACAGGCGAGCCCACUGUGCCAUCUGUGCAGACCGUAUCUGGGGUCUGGGAAGACAAGGCUACAAAUGCAUCAACUGCAAACUCCUGGUGCACAAGAAGUGCCAUAAACUGGUCACGAUGGAGUGUGGCAGACCGAUGAUCCAUGAUCCAGGGAUGCCCGGCCCACCGAUUCCAUUAGACUCAAGUGAGCAGCCAGGCCCUCAGAAUAAAGACUCCAGAGAAAGCUUGCCUUACGAUGGAGAAGAGAAAGAGGCGCGGAGCAGUAGAGACACGGGGAAAUCGCCUUCCAGUCUGGGCUUGGCUGACUUCGAUCUGCUGAGGGUGAUCGGCAGAGGCAGCUAUGCCAAGGUGCUGUUGGUGCAGCUGAAGAAGACUGAGCGCAUCUACGCCAUGAAAGUGGUGAAGAAGGAGCUUGUCAAUGACGAUGAGGACAUCGAUUGGGUCCAAACAGAAAAGCACGUUUUUGAGCAGGCCUCCAAUCAUCCCUUCCUCGUUGGCCUCCACUCCUGUUUUCAGACAGAAAGCAGACUGUUCUUUGUUAUUGAAUAUGUGAACGGUGGCGAUCUCAUGUUCCACAUGCAGAGACAAAGGAAACUCCCAGAAGAACAUGCCAGAUUCUACUCAGCGGAGAUCAGCCUGGCGCUCAACUACCUCCACGAGCGGGGAAUCAUCUACAGAGAUCUGAAACUGGACAACGUGCUGCUGGACUCUGAGGGACACAUCAAACUUACAGACUACGGCAUGUGCAAGGAGGGCUUGAGACCAGGCGAUACAACGAGCACUUUCUGUGGUACCCCCAAUUACAUCGCCCCCGAAAUACUCAGAGGAGAGGAUUACGGGUUCAGUGUGGAUUGGUGGGCGCUGGGUGUGCUGAUGUUUGAAAUGAUGGCGGGCCGGUCGCCCUUUGACAUCGUCGGGAGCUCUGACAACCCAGACCAGAACACUGAAGACUACCUCUUCCAAGUUAUAUUGGAAAAACAGAUCAGAAUCCCCCGCUCGUUGUCAGUCAAAGCCGCCAGCGUCCUCAAGGGGUUCCUCAACAAGGAUGCCAAGGAGCGUCUAGGCUGCCACCCUCAGACGGGCUUUGCAGACAUCAUGGGCCAUCCAUUCUUCCGAAAUGUCGACUGGGACCAUCUGGAGCAGAAGCAGGUGGUCCCUCCUUUCAAACCCAACAUCUCAGGGGAGUUCGGACUGGACAACUUUGACGCCCAGUUCACCAACGAGCCCAUCCAGCUCACGCCUGAUGAUGAUGAUGUGGUCAAGAAGAUCGACCAGUCUGAGUUUGAAGGGUUUGAGUACAUCAACCCACUCCUGAUGUCGGCAGAGGAGUGUGUGUGAGGGACACGACGUCUGUGCUCUCACACACCACCCACACACACACACACACACACACACUCAUGCACGCGUUAUGUGGCGUGUCAGUGUCUUCAGGCUGCAUGGUUACGAGACAACCUGACGACAUCAACCUUCUGUUCGAGGGCUGCACAUGCACAGUAGAACGCUUAUUUGCCAAAACCAGUCUCACACUCAGCCAUUUAUAACCACUUGCCCUUAAGCCUACCUUCUUUCUUAAUUAUUUUUAUAUCAUGUAAAUCUGCACUGAUAUCAGUUUUCUCAUCGGGGCGUCUUUAUCGGUAGCCAGCGAGGCUACAAAGUUCUUCCAAGGUUGCUGUAUACAGGGGUCGGCAGGGGGGUCACGGCCCCUGACAGAUGAACUGAACAUCCCCUCCUUCCAGCUGGUGGGUUGUUUUUAAUGCAUAUAUAUAUAUAUAUAUAUAUAUAUAUAUGAAUCUACUGUUGAGGAUACAUGUUAGACAAGGCCUUUUUAGCUUAAAGCCACAGUCGGACAUUAACUGACAACUUAAUCAUUAUAAAAAGUCAUUUCGAAUUUGGCUUUGUGGAAACACCCCUUCUGUAGAGGAGAACGAGAAUCAUAACACUAGCCUUUUAAAGAAAAGAUUAAAAAAAAGAAAAAAAUCUAUAUACUUUUCUCACUUUUUAAUUUAACAUGUCAGUCAUUAUAUAUGUUGGUCUGAGUGAUAAAUGUCCUGCCUGAAUAACAGAACCAAAAAAGGGUUCAGGCUUUGUGGCUUAGAUAAAUGCACAACAUCUGGAAAACACAAGGUGUCUGCUUCAAGUAGUUUCUCCCAGACGAAGGAACGUACACAGUCGCAUCCAACCAACACUAAUAAUGAGUUAAAACUCUCAAACUGUGAAUGAAAGAGCUUGCUAUGCAGGGAAAUGGGCUGGAAGAGGAGCACAUAAUACCUGAAUGCUGGAGCACAGAUGAACGUUUUGCUGUGCAGACCAUGAAAUAUACAUUCACACAGGACCAAAACAAAUGUCUUUCUGAAAUGUCUUGCUGGUACGUAUUAGAAGGUACAGGAUACAUAAGGAAGAUGCACUGUCCUAAGUCAUAGAAUUUAUAUAUUCAGAAUUUUUUUUGCUUAUUUUUAAUACUACGCCUUUCUGAAACAUAUGGUCUGUUAUCUUUUUUGUUGUUUUUUGUACUUUCUCCAUUCCAUGUAUGUCUUUCGUUAUAAAUCAAAACUAAGUAAUUGUUGAAAGGAGAGCUUGGUUAGAAGUCCAAAGCUGUGACACAGUGCAGUUUUAAAAUGUGGCUUUAAAACUGUAAACUCUGCCGUGCUCCAUUUUUACCAUGUCGAUAUCACAGGUCAUUUUCUGAAUUAGGUAUUUUGUAAAGGUGCUUUAAAGCAUAUGAAAGCUCUGGAGAGCCGCUCUCUUCCCCCUGACUGUAACGACACUAAGUGAUGGUGCAUGAACCUCCAGAUUCUCGUCCAAUUAAAGCUUCUCUCUACUUGGAAAAUGUUUUGGGCUCACGAAGUGCCCGGAGGAACACAUUCAUCUGUUACACAUGUUACUUUUUGCUUUAUUGUUACUUUUUUGUGAAUCAGAUUUUAUUUUGAAUUUUUUUAUCACUACAUCAAUUCCAAAAUGUUACUGGGUAAACCCAAUGGAAACACUAUUUGUUGUACUUGUGCUUUGGGGGUGUUUACCACCCAGAGGUCUCUGCUGACAUUUAUUAUUAGUGUGCAAAGAAAAAACACAGAUGGUAAAAUAAACCUUUUAUUUCUCUCCUUGUGGUAAUA
Messenger RNA from Micropterus salmoides (largemouth bass), 3798 nucleotides. RefSeq names its product protein kinase C, iota (gene prkci). The record is from RefSeq and is a predicted model, not a curated record. Gene Ontology annotation, biological process: protein phosphorylation. Gene Ontology annotation, molecular function: protein serine/threonine kinase activity; ATP binding; protein binding. The transcript has 18 exons. The coding region runs from base 263 to 2026 and encodes 587 amino acids. Lineage: Eukaryota; Metazoa; Chordata; Actinopteri; Centrarchiformes; Centrarchidae.